Penicillium cinerascens is the source of this 942-nucleotide messenger RNA. RefSeq names its product DUF3431 domain-containing protein. The transcript has 3 exons. The record is from RefSeq and is a predicted model, not a curated record. NCBI's taxonomy places the organism in Eukaryota, Fungi, Ascomycota, Eurotiomycetes, Eurotiales, Aspergillaceae. Bases 1 to 942 code for a protein of 313 amino acids.
AUGAGGUUAUCACUCCGCAUCGGCUCCGCGGCCUUGCUCAUCAUCCUCGGUUUCAUCGUCUUUAAUCGCCGCGUUUUACCCAAGGCCCCCUUGCCCAGUUCCUUCUGGCACUUCGACACUACCGACUUCCGUUCCGUGUUCCAUCCCCAGCGGCCUCACAAGGAUAGCUCGCACCGGAAAUGGGGCGCCGGUACCGGCCACAAGGUCCAGUUGACCUACCAGAAGACCCCCAUUGAAGUCCCCGACGAGGGCAUUAUCGUCAUUGGCAAGUUGCGCGAAGAGGACACCACCUGGGUGUCUCAGGAGCUUGCAGAAUGGCGCAAUUUCAUUUAUACUGUCGACGACACCUCCGUUCCGAAUCACACCCCUAAGAAUAAGGGCCGCGAGGCUCUCCCUUACCUCCAAUUCCUCGUCGACCACUACGAUGACCUCCCCGCCGUCGUCGUGUUCUUGCACGCGCACCGCGGUACAUACGAGACGGCUUGGCACGUCGAUACCAUGGAUUUCAACAACGUCGACUCCAUCCGCGCUUUGCAGCACGACUUCGUCCAGCGGGAAGGCUUCGUCAAUCUCCGGUGUCAAUUGUCGCCCGGCUGCCCUGACGAGAUGCAGCCAUUCCGCAACCCCCCGAAACCUGGCGACACGGGUGAGAAGCACUACGCGCAGGCCUGGAAGGAAAUCUUCGGCAAUUCCAAGGUCCCUGAGAAGAUCGCUGCCCCGUGUUGUUCGCAGUUUGCCGUUUCCCGCGAACAGGUUCUCCAGCGCCCGCGCGCGGAUUACCUGCGCAUGUAUAACUGGGUGCUGAACAAUGAUCUGUCCGACGAGGUCACCUCCAAUAUCAUGGAGUACAUGUGGCAUAUUAUUUUCGGCAAGGACCCCAUCUUUUGCCCUGAUGUCUUCCAAUGCUACGCCGACGUCUUCGGUGAGGAAGUCAUCUAUUGA